This is a messenger RNA of Mizuhopecten yessoensis (Yesso scallop), 2682 nucleotides long. RefSeq lists its product as uncharacterized. Gene Ontology annotation, molecular function: potassium ion leak channel activity. The record is from RefSeq and is a predicted model, not a curated record. The transcript is spliced from 3 exons. Bases 173 to 2332 code for a protein of 719 amino acids. Gene Ontology annotation, cellular component: membrane. Lineage: Eukaryota; Metazoa; Mollusca; Bivalvia; Pectinida; Pectinidae. Gene Ontology annotation, biological process: potassium ion transmembrane transport; stabilization of membrane potential.
GGUUAAGUGACGUAUGGAGCGCAGAUGGAUGCAAUAUAUAUACUGCAGCAAAUAUUUUGGACUAAGCGACAAAUCGAGGCACAGCAGAAAUAGGAACAAACACUGACAACUGUGAUUCAUCUUUAACACUGUAAACACAGGAGCCACCGUUUGUAUAAGCGACACCAGGCAAAUGGCGUCAUAUUCGAGACCGGCACCAAUGGCUUCACAAGAGGAGUUUUCAGACUUGUACGAGUGUGAUACAGACUCCUUGGGGAAGCCAGAUUGCGUUUCACAGCCAGACACAUUAGACAGGGGAAAUGCUGAUCCUGACAACGCCGGUGAUUCAACUGUAUCAGAUCAAAACACCAAUACACGAAAUGAUUCCAUCGCAACACUAUAUGUUCUCAAACAAAAUGUGUCUACUAGCAAAAACACAAAAGACGAAAUGAACAUUACAAAUGGCAACAAUACGGUGGUGAAAAGUUCUCAUGAUGUGAAGAACAUCGAGGAGAAUGAAGAGGAAUGCAACAGUGGGACCGGAAGCAGAUAUUUCUUGCGAUCUAGUUCCUACGGCAGUCAGUGCAAGUCCCCUAAAGGGAGUUUUGUUUACUCUUGUGAUGGAAGUCCGCUGAGACUUGGACCCGAGACGGCCAUUCUAGGUUAUGCUGGGAAACACUGCAAAGAAUGUGAUACUUCAUCUCAUGAACAAGGCCAGCAUUCUUCAGAGACUUUGUUUCUUGAGGAACUGUAUGCCAAUAAUGCAAAGAUGAAUUCUUCAAAAGACGUUACAGUGGACAGUCUAGUUGUUUUCAACACGAUCACAGGAGAAAGACUUCUUCCUGACGGCUGUGAAGAGCAAAUGUACACUGAUAAAGAUGAACAUGAAACCGUCGACACCGUUAAGAGCAAUAACUCUGACGAUGGAAAAAACAACCUUCAUGAUACCUGCAUAUUAGUAUGUAAAAAGGUGUUCGUUUUCUCAGUUUCCAACGUAGGGCUUGCUUGUAUAGUAGUGGCAUAUGCAAUACUAGGCGCAAUUAUUUUCCAAAGUCUUGAGGCAUGGAAUGAAAAGAAAACAAGGUCCUUCAUCAGUGAAAUGCGUUCUGCAAGGAUGAAAGAAAUCAGGGACAUAGUCAACCAAUUAAACCACUUGAACAAGGAGGCAUGGACAAAUAAGGCUGAUAAAAUCAUGAAGACGUUCCAGCGAGAGCUAUACACGAAGACUAAAGGGCACGGCUGGGAUGGUGUGGAUGACGUGGUGGAGGGGGAAAGGGACUGGACGUUCGUGGGAGCUCUCCUCUACUCUGUUACGUUAAUAACUACUAUUGGAUAUGGUGACAUCACUCCGAAGACAGCCAGUGGACGGAUCGCUACCAUGUUUUAUGCCAUGUUAGGAAUCCCUUUAACACUUCUUUGCUUGGCAAAUUUCGGCAAUGUAAUGGCGCAAACGUUUCGUCAGUUAUUUUACAGAAUGGAGUUCAAGGUCGAAAAUAUGUUCUCGUACUUAAAAGGUCAAUACAUUGCAUCAAAGAAUAAGAGUGAGGGGCGCACUAUUUUCAAUAUACUUUGUACACGUCACAUGCCAUGCAAAAAAAGCAGUAGAUCAGAAAUGGAGCUCGAGGAAAGACAAGACGGCAAAUACAGAGGUAUUGAAUGCGAGUUAUGUCAGGUUGUUUCCGAUGCUGAAUUCCCUUGUGAACACGUAAACGCCCGCAGUGCAUCAAAGUGCACUGUCAGACAAGACGAGGUGUCGCGGGAGAACGAACAUCUACCUUUUAACAUGGCAGGCAGUAUUGAUUCCUCCUGUAACAGUUAUGAUAAACAAAGUGAAUCAAAGUCCAUCGGUAGCCUAGACAUUGACCAAACGUGCCCGACAGCGAGGUGUCAAAAGUUACUACACGGGAAACAGGACACAGACGAAACUCGGCCGAAAGCGAAGCAUAACAGACUGAAGCGUGGCCAUAAAGGGAUGUCGAUUAAACAGCGCAAGAAACUGGAGAAGGAUGUGCCUAUAUGGGUAUGUCUAGUUGUGGUGAUAAGUUACAACCUGUUAGGGAGUCUGCUUUUCGGACUAUGGGAGGAAGGUUGGGGAUUUAUUACCGGGUUUUAUUUCUGUUUUAUCACGCUGUCGACAAUUGGAUUUGGCGACAUUGUGCCAGGACACAGCAUUGAGUCGUGGCAAAGUCAGGAAAAACAGAUUAUAUGUACAAUCUAUCUUCUUGUCGGUAUGGCCAUGCUCGCCAUGUGCUUUGACCUGAUGCAGAGACAGAUUCGAGAACGGGCAAGACAUUGUGCUGUUUGGAUUGGACUUCUUGAUGAACAUGACACUCACAAGAUAACGGCAGUAUAGUAUCAGUGUAUAGCGUACAUUUCACGGAUGCUUAUUUUCUUCAGUUGAUCCAAUCCAUAUAUAUGGUGGCAUAUUCUUUCCAUACGUUUGCCCCGCCGUCUUUUUGAUUUUCACUCAGUUUAUGAUAUAAAUAAAAAAAAAGCUUACAGUAUCCGAAUAGCUAUAAUGAUGUGACAAUUUUAAUUAUUCAGUCUGCCAAGUCGUGAUAUAGUGUAAAUGAUCACGAAAUCACAAUAAGGCCCAUUACAACACUAGGGACACAAAGAGACACCAAUUGCAUUUUUGCGUAGAUGUUGACAAUGUUUGUGAUAGGAUCUGUCUAUUCAUGUACAUGUAUAUGAUAUAAUGAU